AUGGCAAACAGAUUUGGAUCGUGUGCCCAGAAGCUGAUGAUUUCUCCCAAGACACUCGAAAUGGCGUUGGAGCACAAGAACAAUGCAACCACGAAACUUUUCAUAGCUGGCGAAGACAUUGUGUAUGCCAGUUCGUAUGCCGUGACGGUUGCAAAGCAUUCACCGACAGCCUGUAAUCCAAACAUGCAUGCACACCACCAGGCGGAGAUUGGGGCCACCUCGUCACAGUUUGAAGCCCCUUCCCAGCCACACUUGCUUAUGGAUGCUCUUUCUGCGAGCUCGACAAGACAUAUAAGGUAUGCGGUCGGUGGAAUCGAUCCAGGAACUUUGCGGAGUGAGUUUUCGUCCACAGACCCUUCCAAUUCCUGGAAGGUGAUUAUCUCUGGCUGUUUGGAGCCAUGUAUAUGUUUGAUGUUAUUUGAGUCGAGAUGGGUGCUUACCGGAGAUAUCAGGUCACCGGAGUUUACCAGCAACGCUUUUGACGAUUCCUCCUCGAAAACCAUUGAGCUUUAA
Molecule: messenger RNA, 513 nt
Organism: Ogataea philodendri
Lineage: Eukaryota; Fungi; Ascomycota; Pichiomycetes; Pichiales; Pichiaceae
Exons: 2
Coding region: 1-513 (170 amino acids)
Source: RefSeq, a predicted model, not a curated record